UGCCCCUCGUCCUCUGCAACAAAUUCAUCCCCACUGGAGAUAAAGAUACUGACCUGGUAUUACUAUACAGAUGUCAGUCAACCGCACGAAGGGCUCAGCGGCAUGAUGAGUUCCAAUGUCUCUGCUUCGUCGGCGUGUUGUCGCCGUAGCGAUGCAUCGAAUCAGUGGAAUCAUUCGGUGGAGCCUGCGGACUGCAGAUGGUUUCGGUCGGGUUGUGCGCCGGCCUUGCCAUGUUGGUGCUGGGUUGAUGUUGAGUGCUGCGGGUGUGUCCCCAAUCGAGGGAAAGCUUUCUCCAGUUCUCCAGUUCUCCAGGACCCUGCAGGGUGUCUUUUUUCUUCCUCGCCUCCAAAAAUGGGUGUACAUACUCCAGCGGUAUGUAUCACGCGCAUCUUUCUUCUCCUGUUUGAUGACCCUGACUGACUGUCUAAGAUACCACCUGGGUACUCAACCUAAACUAAAACCCUUAGAUCUAUCUGUACACAUUGCGCUUCCCUUGUCGUAGGAGGGACUCGCUCACACAUGCGGGCGUGCAGAUUGAUGAGGAGAAUCCGAGUACAUACACACACACACACACAUACACACACACUUUGCAUGUCCCGCACUGUCAGAGAAUGCACCGCGCGCUGUCGAUCGCUGUUUCUCCCAAACAAUAAUGCCUAGUUCAUCAGUGGUAGUGGUAGUGGUAGUGGAGGACUUAAUAUGUGCGCGCACUGUUCCGCCGCCAGAGCUCACC
This is a messenger RNA of Dissoconium aciculare CBS 342.82, 733 nucleotides long. RefSeq lists its product as uncharacterized. Lineage: Eukaryota; Fungi; Ascomycota; Dothideomycetes; Mycosphaerellales; Dissoconiaceae. The transcript has a single exon. Bases 116 to 502 code for a protein of 128 amino acids. The record is from RefSeq and is a predicted model, not a curated record.